AUGCCGAAAUCCAAGCGCGCAAAGGUGGUUCACCUCACCAAAGUCGAUAAGAAGGGAAAAGAGUUAACGCUCAAACUCUUCUCCAACGUGCGAGAAUGUCUGGAUACUUAUCAGUACUGUUUCGUUUUCUCGGUGGAUAAUAUGAGGAAUACGUAUUUGAAGGACGUACGGGCUGAAUUGAGCGAUUCAAGGAUAUUCUUCGGCAAAACAAAAGUAAUGGCCAAAGCCCUCGGGCAAAACGAAGCAGAAGCGCAUCAACCAAACACGCAUCUACUCUCCCCGCACCUCGUGGGGAACGUAGGAUUACUGUUCACGAACCGUGAUCCAGAAGCCAUCAUCACCUUCUUCAACGGAUUAUCAAAGACGGAUUUUGCGCGCGCGGGGACGGAGGCGACGCGGGAGUUUACGAUUCCAGCGGGAACGGUGAUGAGUAUGGGUGGGGAGAUCGAGGAGGAGAACGAUGUGCCGUUGGCGCACAAUUUAGAGCCAGAGUUGAGGAAAUUGAAUGUGCCGAGUAGUUUGGUGAAGGGGAAGAUUACGUUGCAGAAUCCGUAUACGGUUUGUAAGGAGGGGGAUGUGUUAGAUAGUAGACAGACGAGGUUACUGAAGAUGUUUGGGGUUGCGACGGCCGAGUUUACCGUUAAGCUCGUUGCGUACUGGAGUUCAGCGACAAGUGAGGUCACUGUAGUAGACGCAAUGGAAGCGUGA
Messenger RNA from Glarea lozoyensis ATCC 20868, 708 nucleotides. RefSeq lists its product as uncharacterized. Bases 1 to 708 code for a protein of 235 amino acids. Gene Ontology annotation, biological process: ribosomal large subunit biogenesis; ribosomal large subunit assembly; nuclear-transcribed mRNA catabolic process. Gene Ontology annotation, molecular function: RNA binding. The record is from RefSeq and is a predicted model, not a curated record. Lineage: Eukaryota; Fungi; Ascomycota; Leotiomycetes; Helotiales; Helotiaceae. Gene Ontology annotation, cellular component: preribosome, large subunit precursor; nucleolus. The transcript has 3 exons.